Molecule: messenger RNA, 954 nt
Organism: Chaetura pelagica (chimney swift)
Lineage: Eukaryota; Metazoa; Chordata; Aves; Apodiformes; Apodidae
Gene: PPP1R3C
Product: protein phosphatase 1, regulatory subunit 3C
Exons: 2
Coding region: 13-954 (313 amino acids)
Biological process (GO): regulation of glycogen biosynthetic process
Cellular component (GO): protein phosphatase type 1 complex
Molecular function (GO): protein phosphatase 1 binding; glycogen binding
Source: RefSeq, a predicted model, not a curated record
GCCUUCUUCAGAAUGAUACAGAUCUUGGACCCGAGACCCUUGCCAAGCUCCAUUAUGCCUGUGGACAUGGCCAUGAGAAUUUGCUUAGCCCAUUCUCCACCGCUGAAGAGUUUUCUCGGCCCCCUUGAGGACUGUAAAAGAAAUAAUUUUGUGAACAGAUUCAAACCUCUCAGACCAUGUCUUCACGUGAAACGUGACUCUGAAGCUCAGAAGAGUGACUGGAACUCAGCAGCCCGAGCCAAGAAGCGAGUUGUGUUUGCAGACUCAAAAGGGCUGUCCCUGACAGCAAUACACAUCUUCUCUGAGUCCCAGGAGCAGGCUGGGUGGGAUCUUCAGUUUGACCUCUUAGGCCUUGAAAACAUAACAUCUGGCUUAAAGUUACAUGAGGAGAAAAAUUUGAUUCUGGGUUUCCCUCGGCCCUCAGCUGACUACCUGGAUUUCAGGAACCGCCUGCAGAAGAACCUGGUUAGCCUGGAGAACUGCACCCUGCAAGAGAAGGUGCUGUCAGGCACUGUGAAAGUAAAAAAUGUGAGCUUUGAAAAAAAGGUUCAGGUUCGAAUUACCUUUGAUACAUGGAAGACCUACACAGAUGUUGAGUGUGCAUACAUGAACAACAUCUACAAUGAUUUUGAAAAUGAUACCUUCUCGUUUACCAUUGACUUGCCUCCUGCCAUUCCCUCUGAAGAGAAGAUAGAGUUUUGCAUUUCUUACCAAAGUGGAGAACAUACCUUCUGGGAUAAUAACGAAGGUCAAAAUUACAAGAUCCUCCAUGCAGAGUGGAAGCCUGAUGGUGUUCAGAUACCAUCUGCCGAGAAAGACUGUGUAGAUCUUCAGACUUCAAGGAGAGGACAAGAGAGAGAGCCUGAUCAACUAGGCAGUCCGAGGCUGUCCAGUGGUUUCUUUCCACAGUGGCAGAGCUUGGGUUGUAUUGAAAAUUGCUCACCAUAUUGGUGA